This is a messenger RNA of Drosophila willistoni, 2009 nucleotides long. RefSeq names its product E3 ubiquitin-protein ligase ariadne-1 (gene ari-1). Gene Ontology annotation, molecular function: ubiquitin protein ligase activity; ubiquitin conjugating enzyme binding; zinc ion binding. Gene Ontology annotation, biological process: ubiquitin-dependent protein catabolic process; protein polyubiquitination; positive regulation of proteasomal ubiquitin-dependent protein catabolic process. Gene Ontology annotation, cellular component: cytoplasm; nucleus; ubiquitin ligase complex. The record is from RefSeq and is a predicted model, not a curated record. The transcript has 6 exons. The coding region runs from base 145 to 1668 and encodes 507 amino acids. Lineage: Eukaryota; Metazoa; Arthropoda; Insecta; Diptera; Drosophilidae.
CAUAUGGUAACAAACAAAAAUAUGUUAACAUAACAAAAAAUAAAAAGAAACAAGGUUUUUAGUGGGUUUUUUUUUGUAGUUGUGCAAAAUUCGCAGUAUCAAAAAAUUUAACACCAACAGCAUCAAAUUAAUAAUCCCAUCGCCAUGGACUCGGAUAAUGAUCAAGAUUUCUGUGACAAUGUCGAUUCGGGCAAUGUCUCAUCAGGCGACGAUGGCGAUGAUGAUUUUGCCAUGGAAGUGGAUAUGCCCAGUUCAACUGAACGCCAAUUGGAAACGGACGAUUACCAAUAUAAGGUGCUAACAACAGAUGAGAUCGUUCAACAUCAGCGCGAGAUAAUUGAUGAGGUUAAUCUGUUGUUAAAGCUAUCCACGCCUAUAACGCGAAUACUGCUGAAUCAUUUCAAAUGGGAUAAAGAAAAAUUACUGGAGAAAUAUUUCGAUGAGAGUGACGAUAACACCGAGGAGUUCUUCAAAUGCGCACAUGUCAUAAAUCCCUUCAAUAAACCAACCGAAGCGGUUAGACAAAGGACCACAAGAAGCCAGUGUGAAGAAUGCGAAAUAUGCUUCUCAUUGCUCCCGCCAGAUUCAAUGACCGGAUUGGAGUGCGGGCAUCGUUUCUGCCUAAGCUGCUGGCGCGAGUAUCUGACAACGAAAAUCGUUACAGAGGGUCUCGGCCAGACAAUUUCGUGCGCCGCGCACGGCUGUGAUAUCUUGGUGGAUGAUGUGACCGUUACCAAGCUGGUGCCCGAUGCUCGUGUUAAAGUCAAAUAUCAGCAAUUGAUCACCAAUAGCUUUGUGGAAUGCAAUCAAUUGUUGCGCUGGUGUCCAUCGGUUGACUGCACCUAUGCGGUAAAGGUUCCAUACGCUGAGCCCCGACGCGUUCAUUGCAAAUGCGGUCAUGUCUUUUGCUUUGCCUGCGGCGAGAAUUGGCACGAUCCAGUCAAAUGCCGUUGGCUAAAGAAAUGGAUCAAAAAGUGCGAUGAUGAUUCAGAGACAUCAAACUGGAUUGCGGCAAAUACCAAAGAGUGUCCCAAAUGUAGUGUGACCAUUGAGAAAGAUGGUGGCUGUAAUCAUAUGGUGUGCAAGAAUCAAAAUUGCAAGCACGACUUCUGCUGGGUGUGCUUAGGUUCAUGGGAGCCGCAUGGCUCCUCAUGGUACAAUUGCAAUCGCUAUGAUGAGGAUGAAGCGAAGGCGGCUCGCGAUGCUCAAGAGAAAUUAAGAUCAUCGCUGGCCAGAUAUUUACAUUACUAUAAUCGCUAUAUGAACCAUAUGCUCUCGAUGAAAUUUGAAAAUAAAUUAUAUGCAUCGGUUAAGCAAAAAAUGGAGGAAAUGCAACAGCACAAUAUGUCCUGGAUUGAGGUGCAAUUCCUGAAAAAGGCUGUCGAUAUACUUUGCCAAUGUCGCCAGACUUUGAUGUAUACAUACGUCUUUGCGUAUUAUUUGAAAAAGAACAAUCAAUCCAUGAUAUUUGAAGAUAAUCAAAAGGAUUUAGAAUCGGCAACAGAAACGUUGUCAGAAUAUUUGGAACGUGAUAUUACAUCGGAAAAUUUGGCUGAUAUUAAGCAGAAAGUGCAAGAUAAAUACAGGUAUUGUGAGAAACGUUGCACAGUUUUGCUCAAGCAUGUGCACGAAGGCUACGAUACUGAUUGGUGGGACUACACAGAAUGACGAGAGUCGUGGUUGGAUAAUUAAAGAACAUCAAGCAUAAAAUUAAAUUUUCAAAAGUAAAGUUGAGAAUGAGAAAUUCUGAAACAGAAAAAGGAGGAUUAGGCAAACGAUACACACACACAUACACACACACACACAACAACACACAACACAUAGAUGGAAAAACUUUACCGUUAACAUACAUACACACAACACAUGUUCACAUGGAAGAAAAACAAAUCUUUAAAAUAUACAAUAAAAUUAUAUAUAUAUAUACAUAUAUGUAUAUAUAUAAUGUGUGUAUAUAUAUAUAUAUAUAUAUAUAUAUAUAUAUACAUAUGUAUAUAUAUCUAUAUAAAUAA